Molecule: messenger RNA, 1809 nt
Organism: Ostrea edulis (European flat oyster)
Lineage: Eukaryota; Metazoa; Mollusca; Bivalvia; Ostreida; Ostreidae
Exons: 3
Molecular function (GO): protein binding
Source: RefSeq, a predicted model, not a curated record
AAUAACAAUUUAACUGAACUGGACGUAAGUGGACUUGACUCGGAAAAUUUGGACGUUUUCCGGCAACUCCUGAACCAAGAAACACUCAUCCGAAUGGCCCUUGUAAAGAAUGUGCACGCCUUGAUGAAAGACAUGGUCGAUCUGAAGCAAACCAUGAAAACGUUAGAAGACACACAACAGAAAACGGAUUUAGAAGUGACAAACUUACAACAGGAAGUAGAUUUACUGAAGCGUGAAAACCAGAAACUUGACCUUGAAAACAGGAAGUAUGAGAACACAUUUGACAUCGUCAAACAAAACUUUACACAGAUGAAGGGACUAUUUCAGGAUUUUGUAUUGCAGUUGGAGGAGAAAAGAGAAACAUUUGAGAGAAACACUAGCACGGUACUCGGUGAUUUAAAAGUGGAAGUUCGGUAUCUCUCAAUUACUCUUCUUGACCUGAAUAAACAUACGUUAGAAGUUGACAAGGGUAUUCCUGAAAUGAUAGAGGAAAAGUAUGAAAUGUUAUCAUCAAGACUGAAUAAUAUUAUGGCGAGAUUGAGUAGUGAUUUAGUAAUAGCGGGCAGCAAGGUUUCCAAAUCGGUAUCUGACCUCAAACAUUCGCAAAACAGCAUCAUAACUUCAAGUUUUGAUGAAGUCAAUAAGACGAUUGUUGACCUGAAAGCGGAGCUAAGACGAUCUCAGUAUGACCAACUUAAGCUGUCCUCUACAGUGUCGGCUCUGGAGGUGUUCCGAAUGAAUAUGACAAGCAACAAAUGCGACUUGUCUAGAAAGGUGGCCUUUACUGCCUCCGUGUCAUCAUCAAGUACCUCCUGGAACAGCGGCACCUUGGUGUUUCCCGUGGUCAUCACUAAUGUGGGAAACGGAUACAACCCCAGCAACGGAAUAUUUACCGCUCCUACCAACGGGAACUACGUGUUUUUCGUGAAUGUACAGAGUUAUGAUAAAAAAAAAACCAUUCAUGUAGAUAUUGUGUUAAAUGGAUCAACAAAGGUCAGAACUAUGGGGUAUAACGGAAGUUACGCCGCUGGGCUAAAUCUGGUGGUGCUAGGUCUUCAGAAGGGAGACACGGUGUGGGUCAAACAUUAUUGUGGACAAGGUUACUACACCGACGGUUCUAUAACCACAUUCUCAGGGUUUCUGAUUUGACAUGAUGCCUAAAACAUUACACUUGACGGGAUUUUUAACCACAAUUUUCCUGUCACGCUUUGUUCUUGCAGUAUAAAUCUUUACCUUUAAAUGAUUUUGAAUCGUCUUCACCGAUAUAAAAAAAUAUCGGCAUAAUGUAUCGAGACUUUUAACUUCCAGUAGUUUAAAUUGCAAAAAAAAAUCAAUGUUUUCCAUUGCUAGGAGAAGGAGUGUCCGCCUCACGACACUCGGCCUGUACUAACAGAACACAACAAGCAGGGGACUAUUCAAUAUAGUGAGUAUAUACCUCAACAUUCGGAAUUGGAUGUUGUAUCAACUGGAGAUACAUCAAAUUUUGAUGGUCAUAUCUUAUAAGAUAUGAGCAAUAAUUAGGACUCUAUAACAUGUAACCAAGACGCGGAGAGCAGUCAAAAUUAUGUACAGGAAUUCAGGAUAAGAUUCUUACCAACAGAUAUACAUGAACAAAUAUUAAUCCAGUUAGCAAAAAACGAGGCAUAGAAACACUAUAGUCAUAGAUCCGGAAUCGGUGUUAAAUGCAUUGGUAUCGUAAUAUUCUGAAAUCUAUAUCAAAUCUUAGAACUGCGAAUGUGAUGAGUGUCAAAAGAAACUGCAUAGUUUACACCACUCUGUGAAAAACUUAAUAAAUUAAUCAUAAAUGAC